Molecule: messenger RNA, 819 nt
Organism: Tachysurus vachellii
Lineage: Eukaryota; Metazoa; Chordata; Actinopteri; Siluriformes; Bagridae
Gene: polr2d
Product: RNA polymerase II subunit D
Exons: 4
Coding region: 182-607 (141 amino acids)
Biological process (GO): nuclear-transcribed mRNA catabolic process, deadenylation-dependent decay; transcription initiation at RNA polymerase II promoter; mRNA export from nucleus in response to heat stress
Cellular component (GO): RNA polymerase II, core complex; P-body
Molecular function (GO): translation initiation factor binding; nucleotide binding
Source: RefSeq, a predicted model, not a curated record
AGAGGUAAUUCAGUGAGCAGUAGUGUUUCUACGGCAAUGAGUUAAGGCGCUGCUUCUGUACAAAUGAUUAUGUAGCUUAAAUAUUCAUUGGGGAAAAAGCUGCAUGUUAUAAUCUGUCUUAGUUAUACAGUGUUGGUUCACUCAGGUCUCAGCGCUUAGAUAGAAGACUGUAAACACUUUAAUGGCGACUGCAGGAGCAUCAAACGUGGGGGACAUUGAAGAAGACGCCUCACAGCUGUCUUUCCCCAAAGAGUUUGAAAAUUCAGAGACUCUCCUGAACUCCGAGGUCCACAUGCUCCUGGAGCACCGAAAACAGCAGAACGAGAGCGCCGAAGACGAGCAGGAGCUCUCAGAGGUCUUCAUGAAGACGCUGAACUACACGGCUCGCUUCAGCCGCUUCAAGAACCGCGAGACCAUCGCCAGCGUCCGCAGUUUGCUCUUGCAGAAGAAACUACAUAAAUUUGAGCUGGCUAGUUUGGCCAAUCUGUGUCCCGAAGCUGCAGAAGAAGCAAAAGCGCUCAUUCCCAGCUUGGAAGGUCGAUUCGAGGAUGAAGAGCUGCAGCAGAUUCUGGAUGAUAUUCAGACCAAAAGAAGCUUUCAGUAUUGAUUUCUUCUUUAUGUUGUAUUACAGUCACAGCCCAAACUGUGCAGUAAAAGACUGAUUUUUUUUUAUACACAUAUACAUAUUUUUUUUUUCCCGCUUGUUGUUCUGCCUUGUCGAUCACAGACCGAUCCUCCAUUCCAGAUGUUUUAGUACUAAAUUCUCCAUUUGUUGUAGAUACGUUGUUUACUACUCUGAAAAUAAACCUGAUGUUUGUA